Molecule: messenger RNA, 1047 nt
Organism: Protobothrops mucrosquamatus (brown spotted pit viper)
Lineage: Eukaryota; Metazoa; Chordata; Lepidosauria; Squamata; Viperidae
Product: cytochrome b561 domain-containing protein 2
Exons: 4
Coding region: 231-899 (222 amino acids)
Cellular component (GO): endoplasmic reticulum
Molecular function (GO): transmembrane monodehydroascorbate reductase activity
Source: RefSeq, a predicted model, not a curated record
UGGCUUCCACCAGAGUUGAUGCUCCUUUGCGAUGCUACUGUUCUCGGCGGAGGAUAAUUGACAGAAGCAUGAGAAGCCUGAAGCAGAUUGUUUUUGUUUAAAGACAAUAUUGCUUGAAUUUUCCCUCACUUUGAUGUUCUGAGGCAUUUGAUAUAUUUUGUACAUAAACACAGAAGAUCAAUAAUUAGUGGACAGUGGCAGGCCAACAUAUUACUCAUUUUCCAGAAGACAUGGCUCUGACAGUUGAAACGGAAUCUCAGAUUUACCACUCUCUCAGGACUGUAUUUGGUGCAGUUGCACACCUGGUUUCUCUUGGAUUCACCAUAGUCAUGGUGGUGCUCACCAGACCUGGAUCAAGUCUGUUCUCCUGGCAUCCUUUCUUAAUGUCUCUUGCGUUUUCUUUCCUCAUGACAGAGGCCCUGCUGACUUUCUCUCCAGAGAGCAGCCUGCUCCGGUCCUUCUCCCGCAAGGCCAAAGUCCGCUUCCACUGGGCUUUACAGCUGCUUGCUCUUAUCUGUGCAUUGCUGGGAUUUGCCAUUAUCAGCUAUAACAAGUACCUCAAUGGGAAAGAGCACUUUGUCACCUGGCACAGCCAGACUGGCUUGCUGACAGUGGUAUAUGCUAGUCUGCAGUGCAUGGGUGGGCUUGUCCUGCUCUAUCCCAAGCUGAUGAAGAACUGGACCCUGAGCAAACUGAAACUGUACCAUGCCACAUCAGGGCUUAUUGGGUAUCUACUUGGUUGUGCCAGCUUGAUGCUGGGCAUGUGUUCCCUGUGGUUUUCUACAACUGUGACUGGAAUCUCUUGGUAUCUAAUUAUGUUGUGCCCUAUUCUCACCAGUUUGGUUAUCAUGAACCAAGUGAGCAAUGCCUAUCUCUACCGUAAAAGAAUCCAGCCUUGAAAACAGUCUUAAAACAAGACAUCUGUGUGGGAUCGCAGAAGCAUUUCUGCAUUAUCUGGAAGGAAUCCAUAACUAUGUACAGGAAUACUGGAACACAAGAAUCUCUUUCUACCUGCCUCUAACUUUGUAUGGAUUUUUUAUUGCUUCA